CAUAGGCUUUGAACGAAGACCUCCCAUAAACCUUUUUUUGAAGUUUCAGGUGAACAUAAUAUUUUUUGGCAUUGGUUGGAAAAUUCAUAUAUAUUUGAGGAUGUCUAAAAUAUUUAAGCCUAUUUAAUUUUAGUAUUUUGAUUCGUUCUUGUUGAAAACGCCCCCAUCCCCUUCCGUUCCCAUUUCCGAGGUUGUUGCCGGCCACCCCAAUUCACGCCAUUAUCUUCUUUCUUUCUUUUUUUCUUGUGUUUGUGUGUUUCUUCAAAAUUCACAAUCACAAUCCUCACAGUCCUCCAUUCAUUUCUGAAAUUCCCAAUAUUCACCAAUUCAAAACCUUUGAUCAUUUGAUCUUUUCACCCUUUUCUUCUUUGCUCGCAACAUUCACAAUUUGGGUGCUCCUUCUGUUUCUUCUCUCACCAUUGGACCGUAUAAUCUGCAAUUUCUUCAAUUGACAAAAGCAACGGGAGUUGGGUUCCAACGGAAUGAUGGUUUUCCUCAUUGUGAUGUUUAGGGAAGCCAGCUAGUUCAUUUGUCUUUUUGUUUGAGAGAGCUAAUUUGUGGUUUUGAAUGGAAAAGAAAAGAUUAGAUGACUAUGAACCAGGUCCUGUUCCUUCACCAAGAGCAUUAGAUAGAUUUGGGUUUGUAAAACAGGAUGUUAAUACUUCUGAAGGCUUAUUCAAGAAUAGAGCAGCCUAUGAGUAUGAGAGAUAUAGGGAGGAGAGAAGGGUUAGAAAAUGGAGGAAGAUGAUUGGGGUUGGUGGCAGUGACUGGAAGCAUUAUUUAAGGAGAAAACCUCAUGUUGUUAAAAGGCGUAUAAGGAAAGGAAUUCCUGAUUGCUUAAGGGGCCUUGUUUGGCAAUUGAUAUCUGGAAGUCGAGACCUGUUGCUGAUGAACCCUGGAGUUUAUGAGCAACUAGUCAUAUACGAGACAUCUGCCUCUGAACUGGAUAUAAUUCGAGAUAUUUCUCGAACCUUCCCUUCACAUGUAUUCUUCCAACAGAGACAUGGACCUGGGCAGCGGUCCCUCUACAAUGUUCUAAAAGCUUACUCUGUCUUUGACAGAGAUGUAGGCUAUGUUCAGGGGAUGGGGUUUUUAGCGGGACUUUUGCUUCUUUAUAUGAGCGAGGAGGAUGCAUUUUGGUUGUUGGUGGCAUUGCUAAAAGGAGCCGUUCAUGCUCCAAUGGAGGGCUUGUAUCUGGCAGGAUUGCCUCUGGUACAGCAAUACCUCUUUCAAUUUGAAUGCUUGGUGAGGGAGCAUCUACUGAAGUUGGGAGAACAUUUUUCGAACGAAAUGAUAAAUCCUAGCAUGUAUGCUAGCCAGUGGUUCAUAACUGUUUUUUCGUACUCCUUUCCAUUUCAUUUGGCUCUUCGAAUUUGGGAUGUCUUUCUCUAUGAGGGUGUUAAAAUUGUCUUUAAAGUUGGCUUGGCCCUAUUAAAGUACUGCCAUGAUGACUUGAUUAAACUACCUUUCGAAAAACUCAUAUAUGCCUUGAAAAACUUCCCCGAGGAUGCAAUGAAUCCAGAUACAUUGUUACCACUGGCUUAUUCUAUCAAGAUAUCCAAGCGUUUAGAAGAAUUAAAACAAGAGUAUGAGAAGAAGAAUGGAAAGAUAAGACGAUCAAGAGAACUUUCUGAAAAUCCAAUACUUCCUAGUGUCCAGGGCAACUGAAGCAGGAGCAUAUGCAGACAACAUUUGCUAGACAUGUAAAACUUUUGGUAAAGCUGAGAGGACCUCCGAGUAAAGGUCUAUCUUUUCUGCUGGAAAGUAAUCCAGUGUGAAAAUCAUACCCUCAAAUUCUGUUGUUUACAUAUGUUGCAUACUAUGUACAAUUGUAUUAGUUGCUCACUCUUGGUCAAAAUUCGGUGUUUUUAAGAGGCUUCAAUGAAGAUGAAAAUCUAUUGCAUAUAUAGAGACUGAUAUGGGUCUUCUCUCUUUUGCUUUCAACUCUUUAAAGAUGAAUUUGUUUUAUUAAUUGUGGUUAUUGUUAUUAUAAAAUGAGAAAAUCUUUAUUGUAA
This is a messenger RNA of Glycine soja, 2015 nucleotides long. Its product is annotated as ecotropic viral integration site 5 protein homolog. The record is from RefSeq and is a predicted model, not a curated record. The transcript has 9 exons. The coding region runs from base 568 to 1668 and encodes 366 amino acids. Lineage: Eukaryota; Viridiplantae; Streptophyta; Magnoliopsida; Fabales; Fabaceae.